CCUACAUUUCUUAAUCCUACCUAUAUUACUUAUGACAUUUAGGUGAUUUACAAAUUCCUAAGUGUAGCUGAUAGUUUGUAGCCUAUAGUUAGCAGCAAGAGAAGAAUGGCUAGUCAGGAGGAACUUGUUACCAGUACUCUGAAUGUAGGAGGUAAAAUGUUCACAAGAUUUUCUAUCCUCAAGCAAUUUCCUGCUUCUAAGGCUGUCCAACGAGUUUUAGAUGGUGGAGAUGAAGAAUUCAAGAUGGUAGGACCUUUUUCUGUGGACAGAGAUGUUUUUUUAUUUUGUUUCAUAUUAGAUUUUUUGAGAACUCACCAACUUUUAUUACCCAUGGACUUUUCAGACUAUUGUAGGCUUCAGAGAGAGGCUCUUUUCUAUGAACUUGAAUUUCUGGUUGACCUGUUAAACCAAGAACCCCUGCUACAGCCAAGACCUGCUCUCAUGGAGGUGCAAUUCCUAAGUCAAAGUACUCACUUUUUCAGGAUAUUUUGUUCUUGCAGUAAAGCAAUUUAGAUGCCAACUGGAAGAAUUACACUAUUUGUAGAGCAACCAGCCUGGACCAGUGACUCCUUCCCUAAGAUGACCUUUCUUCCACUUCCUCUACAAAGACCUUCUUACCAUGACCUGGUUUUCCAGUGUGGCUCAGACAGCACUACUGAUAACGAAACUGGAAUAAGAUAUUGAGCAUUUUAGAGCAUAAAACCAGAAGCUCGGUAAACUGGCAAUGGAACUAAUGUUCUUGGCUUACUGAUUGACACUUGGCUAAUGGAAGGUUUUCAUCUGGUCAACAUGAGGACAGUAUUCUCUGAAGACAAAAUUGAAUGCUAUAGCUUUGAAAGGAGAAAAAGACCUGAAGCUCUUACCAUGAACAAAAUGGUGAAACCAGAGACUGCCAUCAUGCCAGAGCAAUCUAACAAGAACAAAUGA
Suncus etruscus (white-toothed pygmy shrew) is the source of this 927-nucleotide messenger RNA. It is a transcript of the gene KCNRG, whose product is annotated as potassium channel regulator. Lineage: Eukaryota; Metazoa; Chordata; Mammalia; Eulipotyphla; Soricidae. Gene Ontology annotation, cellular component: endoplasmic reticulum. The record is from RefSeq and is a predicted model, not a curated record. Gene Ontology annotation, biological process: protein homooligomerization; negative regulation of delayed rectifier potassium channel activity.